This is a messenger RNA of Prionailurus viverrinus (fishing cat), 2565 nucleotides long. RefSeq names its product Fas associated factor 1 (gene FAF1). The record is from RefSeq and is a predicted model, not a curated record. NCBI's taxonomy places the organism in Eukaryota, Metazoa, Chordata, Mammalia, Carnivora, Felidae. The transcript is spliced from 19 exons. The coding region runs from base 442 to 2394 and encodes 650 amino acids. Gene Ontology annotation, molecular function: NF-kappaB binding; ubiquitin binding. Gene Ontology annotation, cellular component: nucleus; endoplasmic reticulum.
GGCGGCGGCCAGGGAGGAAGCGGAGGAGGUGGAGGCGGCCGUGGGGUUCGCCCGCCUGCUCGUUCGCCUGGUUUCCCCGCCCCCGCCGGUUUCACGGCCGCUGAAGAGAGCUGGGUGCGCGCUGUCGUAACCUGUCCUCAUCCUGGCCAGCGACAGGAAGACCUGACCGGCAUCUAGACCAGCCUCCCUGUCAGGACAACUGCGGCGCGGGCUCCAAGGGGCUCAGGCAGGCGACCCGGGCGCCUGAAGGUUACUGAGUGCAUGAGCGCCUAGCCUCCCGCGCUGCCCCGCCCGCCGGCCCGCCGGCCCGCCCGCCGGCUCGCCUGCCAGCCCCUCGGCGCCCGGCGGCGGCGGCGGCGGCGGCGGCGACGGCCGCAGGAGGCGCCGUUUCCCUGCCAGGUGCGCGCUUCGCUCCCGGAGCCGCGGAACUCGGCGGCCGCCAUGGCGUCCAACAUGGACCGGGAGAUGAUCCUGGCGGAUUUUCAGGCAUGUACUGGCAUUGAAAACAUUGAUGAAGCUAUUACAUUGCUUGAACAAAAUAAUUGGGACUUAGUGGCAGCUAUCAAUGGUGUAAUACCCCAGGAAAAUGGCAUUCUACAAAGUGACUAUGGAGGUGAGACCAUACCAGGACCUGCAUUUGAUCCAACAAGUCACCCAGCUUCAGCUCCUGCUCCCUCUUCUUCUUCAGCAUUUCGACCUGUAAUGCCAUCUAGGCAAAUUGUAGAAAGGCAACCUCGGAUGCUGGACUUCAGGGUUGAGUACAGAGACAGAAAUGUUGAUGUGGUACUUGAAGACAGCUGUACUGUUGGAGAGAUUAAACAGAUUCUAGAAAAUGAACUUCAGAUACCUGUGUCUAAAAUGCUGUUAAAAGGCUGGAAGACCGGAGAUGUGGAAGACAGUACGGUCUUAAAAUCGCUACAUUUGCCAAAAAACAACAGUCUUUAUGUCCUUACACCAGACUUGCCACCACCUUCAUCAUCUAGUCAUGCUGGUGCCCUGCAGGAGUCAUUAAAUCAAAACUUCAUGCUGAUCAUCACCCACCGAGAAGUCCAGCGGGAGUACAACCUGAACUUCUCAGGAAGCAGUACUAUUCAAGAGGUAAAGAGAAAUGUGUAUGACCUUACGAGUAUCCCCGUUCGCCAUCAGUUAUGGGAGGGCUGGCCAGCUUCUGCCACAGAUGACUCAAUGUGUCUUGCUGAAUCAGGGCUAUCUUAUCCCUGCCAUCGACUUACAGUGGGGAGAAGAUCUUCACCUGCACAGACCCGGGAGCAGUCCGAAGAGCAAAGCACCGAUGUUCAUAUGGUUAGUGAUAGUGAUGGAGAUGACUUUGAAGAUGCUUCCGAAUUUGGGGUGGAUGAUGGAGAAGUAUUCGGCAUGGCAUCAUCUGCCCUGAGAAAAUCUCCAAUGAUGCCAGAAAACGCAGAAAAUGAAGGAGAUGCCUUAUUACAAUUUACAGCAGAGUUUUCUUCAAGAUAUGGUGACUGCCAUCCUGUAUUUUUUAUUGGCUCAUUAGAAGCUGCUUUUCAAGAGGCCUUCUAUGUGAAAGCCCGAGAUAGAAAGCUUCUUGCUAUCUACCUCCACCAUGAUGAAAGUGUAUUAACCAACGUGUUCUGCUCACAAAUGCUUUGUGCUGAAUCUAUUGUCUCUUAUCUGAGUCAAAACUUUAUAACCUGGGCUUGGGAUCUGACAAAGGACGCCAACAGAGCAAGAUUUCUGACAAUGUGCAAUAGACAUUUUGGCAGUGUUGUGGCACAAACCAUUCGGACUCAAAAAACAGAUCAGUUUCCACUUUUUCUGAUUAUUAUGGGAAAACGUUCAUCUAAUGAAGUGUUAAAUGUGAUACAAGGUAACACAACAGUGGAUGAGCUAAUGAUGAGACUCAUGGCUGCAAUGGAGAUCUUCACAGCCCAACAACAGGAAGAUAUAAAGGAUGAGGAUGAACGUGAAGCCAGAGAAAAUGUGAAAAGAGAGCAAGAUGAGGCCUAUCGCCUUUCACUUGAGGCUGACAGAGCCAAGAGGGAAGCUCAUGAGAGAGAGAUGGCAGAACAGUUUCGUUUGGAGCAGAUUCGCAAAGAACAAGAAGAGGAACGUGAGGCCAUUCGACUCUCCUUAGAGCAGGCCCUGCCUCCAGAGCCAAAGGAAGAAAAUGCUGAACCUGUGAGCAAACUGCGGAUCCGGACCCCCAGUGGCGAGUUCCUUGAGCGGCGGUUCCUGGCCAGCAAUAAGCUCCAGAUUGUCUUUGAUUUUGUAGCUUCCAAAGGAUUUCCAUGGGACGAGUUCAAGUUACUGAGUACCUUUCCAAGGAGAGACGUAACCCAGCUGGACCCAAAUAAAUCACUAUUGGAGGUAAAGUUGUUCCCUCAAGAAACCCUUUUCCUUGAAGCAAAAGAGUAAACACAGCCCAGCAGUGGAACCAGCCAUUCCUUGACAAGCCAGAGGCCUGCGUCAAGAGAAGGGCUCCUCGCCAACCCACCUACACGCUCGUCUCACUCAAUUCAGUGUCACACUCUGCCUCUUGCAAGAUUGCUGGAAAAAAGUAAUAAUAAACAUAGCUACUUAAAAGUU